GAACAGUUAACUAUAAAGGAAAAACAACUUGCUAAAAUAGAGGCUGAAUUACGGCAAUUAAGUAACGUUCAGGAACAAUAUAACUCAAUGAAACAAAGACUUGAUUUAUCCCGUCAUGAACUAAAUUUAGUCAAACAAAAGUUACAGCAAACAACUCACCGCGGACAACAAGAAGAAAUUAAUAAUUUGAAAUCUCAAAUAGUGGAAUUAAAGGAAAAAGUUAAAUGUAGCAAAGAGAUAGAAAUUAAGUGCAAGCAAAAAACUAAGGAAUUAGAAACUAAACUAAAAGAUGCCAGUGGAUGUAGAGAAAAGCAAUUAAAAGAAGCUGAGUCAGCAAUGAGACAAUUAAAGCAGAAAGCAGAGAAAAGCAGGGAAGGCUGGAAACAAAGAGAGCAAGAUUACGAAACCUUGAAUUUAGAAAUUUCAGAAUUAAAAAAGGGUGUAGAAAACACUCAACAACAAAUUCAAAACACAGAAGAUGUUCUUAUUAAAUUAAAGGAGCAAUUGGAGAAUAUGUCUGUUGAUGUUAAUAUUUUAAAG
Molecule: messenger RNA, 540 nt
Organism: Anoplophora glabripennis (Asian longhorned beetle)
Lineage: Eukaryota; Metazoa; Arthropoda; Insecta; Coleoptera; Cerambycidae
Product: structural maintenance of chromosomes protein 2-like
Exons: 2
Source: RefSeq, a predicted model, not a curated record